Linepithema humile (Argentine ant) is the source of this 611-nucleotide messenger RNA. The record is from RefSeq and is a predicted model, not a curated record. NCBI's taxonomy places the organism in Eukaryota, Metazoa, Arthropoda, Insecta, Hymenoptera, Formicidae.
CAUGGACUGCAUUAGCAUCAUUGUGUCGUAGGAUACUGCAUAGAUUGUUCGAACGUUUCAUAGUAGCGCGUUAAAAGAAAAGCUUAUAAUAUUGUAUAAUAGUUAUAUUAAUUAUGAUGAAAUUUAAAAUUAAUUUUGAAAAAUUUCCCGAUUAUUCGGUUCCAAGAUUAACGAUUGAAUUAAUGGGACAUUUUAGUGUCGAUGGUGAUGCGAAAUAUCAAGCUGAUUUAUCGCAACUGAAAUAUUAUAUUCCUCCUCCGAUUCUUGAUAAUGUGUGUUACGAUCUGAAGAGAAAUUCUGAAUGUUCUACUCGUUUUAAACCUGAUGCAUGCGAAAGAUUGGAUUUUAUAUUCCAAUGGAUUGCGGAAAAUUUUAGUCGACUUGAAAAACCAUUAUCAAUGCAAAAAGAGCGUUGGUUGGAUGUAGAUUUUAUUUGCCGUCGUGGGGUGUUAAAAAAAUUAUUAUGCAGCCCAUAUGUAAGAUAUGAAGAAAAUAUGGAGGAAGAAGAAAAAGAUAGGAAGAAAUGGAUCAUUUGUGCUAGCAAAUAUCGCGGAACAAUAUAUCUACGCAAGUUUUAUACAGAUGAACAAGAGAAAAUUACAACGGGAUAA